Molecule: messenger RNA, 1026 nt
Organism: Desarmillaria tabescens
Lineage: Eukaryota; Fungi; Basidiomycota; Agaricomycetes; Agaricales; Physalacriaceae
Exons: 5
Coding region: 1-738 (245 amino acids)
Source: RefSeq, a predicted model, not a curated record
AUGCCUUCACCACGAGAUACCCCUGCAGCCACGGUGCGCCUCGCGACUGAAGACGAUUGUGGAGAAGUCGCCACUCUCCUUACGCGAGCCUUCGCUAAUGACCCAGCUAUGAACUGGUGGGGAGGCGUUGAGAAGGAGACUGCCGUGACGAACCUCAACAAACUCGAUGCUGGGAUGAAAAAAACGAUGGAAAACCUCCAUCGGUUUCAGAGUUGUGUUGUCCAUGCGACGAUGAACGCGGGCGGAAUCAUUACGCUUGCUCUAGUUCCAAAGAGUGACGGAGAGCCAGGAGAGCAAAUCGUUGCAGUGGCGCUGUGGAUGACACCUGGGAAAACAUUUGACUUGCCCUUCACCACGUUGAUAAAAUCGGGCGCGUUCUCGCGCUUUUUUGUCAAUUUCACUCCUCAUGUGGAGGAGUCGCUGCACAAAUCAUUCAAGUCUCGGAACCUCGAUAGGCUAGAUUCGUGGCACCUGCUCGAGAUGGUGGUAGAUCCUGACUGGGAGGGGAAGGGAUUCUGUUCUCUUCUCAUGAAAGACGGGUAUUCGCGAGCAUCGCCGAAACCUAUUCAUCUCGAGGCUACAACACCCAAAAGCAAAGACAUAUAUCUCCACUACGGGUUCGAGAUCGACAGCGAACACGUAUUUGGUAAAGGCCAGGUAGACAAGGCUGGGCACGCAGCUAAAGGUGCUGAAGCCACAGGGUAUCCUGAAUGGGUUAUGACCAAAUGGGAAAUAUAACGCUAGAGAGAUACGCGAUUGACCUUUCGCGUCCUUUCGCGAUAUUUGUGCUCGUACUAUGUAGAAAGGCCCGUAUAAAAUUUAUGCCUGAAGCACGAAGGCCUCAUGAGUCCUGAAUCAUGCAGUCUGAAUGCUACCGGUCAAUGCGGAGAAUUUCUAAGCAAAUUUCUGAAUAACGACCCGAGAGCAUUAUCAGCAGAUUGACGUUGAAGUAGUGUUUGGAUUUGUCUAUAAUCUCUUCGAAGAGCUCGCAGAUGAACUUCUCCUCUACUUCAUCUUCGGAGUAAA